CGUCGUUAUUGCUGAGUGUGCAUCGGGUUAAGAGGCUAAACCCUAAGCUCGACUUGCUCAAAGUCUCUCUGGCAAAUAUGGCACCUAUCGGGUCUGCCCCGUUCGACAUCGUGUCGACCUACUAUGAUCUCCUCAAAUCCGACCCCGAUCUUACGAUGCCCAUAGCGGCUAUCGAAGCCUUGGUACUUCUUUUGACACAUUCGCCGUCUUCUACGAUUUCCGAAACUCUCGACUUGCUAGACAAGCAUACCACUGUCUUAAAAAACGCCGUUCCCAACCCCAUUGCCCUUUCCGCAGGCACGGAUUUGUUCCAACGAUACCUUAUCACAACUUUACAGAGACCAGGUCAACUAGGGCCGGCCGGCGAUUUCAAUGCUAUCAGAGCUCAUUUAUUGUCCAACGGGCGAUUGUUCAUCAAGCGGGCGAAAGAAAGCCGACAUACAAUUGCCGCGUUUGGAAAAGGGUUCGUUCGAGAUGGGAGUACGAUAUUAACGAACGGUGGUUCCCGAGUCGUUUCCGCCUUGCUGCAGAAAGCAGCAGAUGAAAUGAGCGGGCCUUCGGCUGUUCGAUUCCGCGUUAUUUACGUUCUAUACGGUAUCAGCGAUGCCGAUAGCCUUACAGUGGAGCCGGAAGGGUUAGAAACGGUACGGGCAUUGAGGGCAAAGGGUGUACCGGUUGCUACUAUCCCAGAGUCUGCUGUAGCCUACUCGCUCGGCAAAGUAGAUACAGUCAUAGUUGGUGCUGAGGUGUCGAGAAUGGGGACCUAUCAGAUUGGUCUCCUGGCCAAAGCGAUGGGAAAGCCAUUUUAUGUUGUCGCCGAAAGCCACAAGUUUGUUCGUCUCUACCCACUGGGACAAUACGACCUUCCAAUCGAGCAGCAUGUGAUUGAUUUCAAAUCAGAGGAAGAUCUGGGUACAGAUGGGAAUAUUGGAUCUUCGCAAAAUAGCAGUGGGAAAGACUCGGAGGGCAAGACCGAUGUUUCGCCUGAAGCAAAGGCCGAACACAUGGCUGCACUAUUGAAUGGGGCACCACCUGAAAAAGUGGAUGGCUCGCGCCGACGCGAUGCAGUUGAUUUCACCCCGCCGCACCUCGUCACUGCGUUGAUCACAGAAAGCGGUGUACUGACGCCGAGCGCUGUUAGUGAGGAGUUGAUCAAGAUUUGGUUCUAAAUGAUGUUUUGGCCCGUUCAACCAUUUAUACACUAUGGCGAGCCGUGCUAGGUUCAGUUUCGGCCAUUAGGUGUCCCUCCGUCGCCUACAGGCAUCAAAAUUAGACCAUCGGGCACUAAAAAGAUAAAAGACGACAUAUGAAAGAUAUGUUGAGAGGGACACCUCGAUCCAGCAAAAUACAUUGCACGAAACGCAGGUAUGAAUACUGUACGAAAUAAUGGUCUGGCUUGAUGCCCAAGGCAUCUGUCAGAGAAAUUUUAUAAGGUUGAUGAAUUGCCAUGGUCAAUUUCACCGAAAUAAUAGAUAGGAUCGCCAGUCUCUAUUCUACCUAAUCUAAUACAAACUUCUCA
Messenger RNA from Talaromyces proteolyticus, 1519 nucleotides. RefSeq lists its product as uncharacterized. Gene Ontology annotation, biological process: translational initiation. Gene Ontology annotation, cellular component: eukaryotic translation initiation factor 2B complex. Lineage: Eukaryota; Fungi; Ascomycota; Eurotiomycetes; Eurotiales; Trichocomaceae. Gene Ontology annotation, molecular function: guanyl-nucleotide exchange factor activity; translation initiation factor activity. Bases 78 to 1169 code for a protein of 363 amino acids. The transcript is spliced from 3 exons. The record is from RefSeq and is a predicted model, not a curated record.